AUCAUAGAUCACAUGAGCGCUAUGUCAAAUAAAAUGGAAGACACAACAACAGUGGGCAGCACUCCUUUGGUAUUGAGGACUCUGAACACAAGUGAGCAGAGAAGAAAAACCAUGAGUACCAUUUCCAAGGAUUCCUUGAAGACUUCCCUGCUGCAGUUGGAAUGUCAUUUUACAUGGGAUUUGCACAAGGAGGAUGUAGUUCUUGAGACCCUAGAGGAAACAAUACUUGAUCACAUCAAGUUUGUCAAAGAAUGCAACAUUACAGAUUAUAAUAUACUCUCCUAUGUAUGUCACUUAAAGAAUUCAAAUGAGGAAGGCCUGAGAAAUCUCCAAAAAGCUGAAGAAGCUAUUCAAGAACAUCAUCCAGGGGAAAUUGCCAGGAGAAGUCUUGUUACCUGGGGGAACUAUGCCUGGAUCUAUUACCACAUGCAGAGAUAUGAAGAAGCUCAAACGUAUGUAAGCAAAGUGGAAAACAGCUGCAAAAAGCUUUCAGGCACUGCUCUUGGGAAGAUUCAACUUCCAGAGGUCUGUGCUGAGCAAGGAUGGGCAUUAUUACGUUUUGGGCGGAGUUACUUUGAGAGGGCAAAGAAUUGCUUUGAAAAUGCUCUGACGAGUGAGCCUGAUAACCCAGAUUUUAAUGCUGGCUAUGCAAUAGCAAUGUUUCGCUUGGAUAGUUUCACUGAGAGGUACAAUGAAGAGACAUGGCCAUGCCUUGAGGCCUUGAAGCGGGCAGUGGAACUCAAUCCCAAUAACACCACCCUUCUGGCAUUACUGGCAUUAGAGCUUCAGCGAUUAAAACGAGGCGCUGAAGGGGAGAGGUACAUUGAAGAAGGGCUGCAGAAAACCCCUGAUUUUCCUCUUUUCCUGAGGUAUGCUGCCAGUUUCUACAGAAAAAAAUCAGAACUAGGCAAGGCAGUGAAUAUUUUGAGGAAGGCCCUAGCACUGACACCAAAUUCUGUCAUUGUGCAUCAUCAACUAGGACUCUGCUACAAAUUGAAGAUACUUCUAAUGAAUAAGACAAGAUACCCACCUCAAGAGGAAGUGGAGAAUCUUAUUGAGCUUGCCAUUUUUCAUUUAAAAACUGUGAUAGACAAAAAGCCAAUGUUUUUUAUUACUUAUAGUGACCUAGGAAACAUGUACGCGCUUGGCAAGAGGUAUAAAGAAGCAGAAGAGAUAUUUCAGAAAGUGCUUCACAGAAAUGACAUACCCUGUGGUGUCAAACAAGAAAUCUACUUCAAUUAUGGCAAUUUUCAGCAUAUUCACAUGAAGUCAGAAUCAAAAGCCAUUGAGUACUACAUGGAAGGUCUGAAAAUGGAAAAAGAUUCCUAUGGAAGAAAACAGUGCAGUGAAGCUGUGGAGAAAUUGUUGAAGCAGAAAAUUGAGAGUGGUUUAGGACAUGCAACAGCUUUUAGUACACUUGGCCUCGUUCAUAAGCUCAAUGGGAAGAAACAAGAAGCAAUUGAAUGCUAUCAGAAAGCCAUUGCUUUGGAUCCCAACAAUGAAGAAUAUCUGAAUGCAUUAGCUGAGCUACAACUUUCCAUCUCAAGCUAAAGCUGCAAAAAUCAC
This is a messenger RNA of Catharus ustulatus (Swainson's thrush), 1566 nucleotides long. Its product is annotated as interferon-induced protein with tetratricopeptide repeats 5-like. The record is from RefSeq and is a predicted model, not a curated record. Gene Ontology annotation, cellular component: cytosol. Gene Ontology annotation, biological process: defense response to virus. NCBI's taxonomy places the organism in Eukaryota, Metazoa, Chordata, Aves, Passeriformes, Turdidae. Gene Ontology annotation, molecular function: protein binding.